Molecule: messenger RNA, 927 nt
Organism: Thecamonas trahens ATCC 50062
Lineage: Eukaryota; Apusomonadida; Apusomonadidae
Exons: 2
Coding region: 1-927 (308 amino acids)
Source: RefSeq, a predicted model, not a curated record
AUGUCAUACUCGUCAUACUCGUCGUCGGCAUGCUCGUCGUCUUCAUCGUCGCAGCCGUCGCAGCCGUCGCAGCCAGACUCGCUCUCGGAGCACCUCAACGUGCUGGUCUCCGAGGCACUGGUGCCCCGUCCGGCUGCCUCACGGUUCGAGCUGGUGGACGAGGACGCACAGGAGCUGUUUGUGGCGGUCAACACCAACGAGAUCAAGGUCGAUGUCGGCCUCUUUACCAUUUGCUCGCGCGUCCGGGCCGAGGGCGCCGUGGUGUCGGACAAGUGCCGCGAGACCGAGGGUGAGGUGCGAGUCGACUCGGUCAAGGUCUUUGUCCUCUUGUUUGUCGCCAUAUUGAUCGAGAUCUGCGCCAUCUGCUGCUUCCUCUACCUGCUGUGGCCGGCCUACCGCCGGUGCUGCGACAUGCUCGGCUCCGAGUCGGGCGACCGCGAGUGGUACGCCGGGUGCGUUCUCCUCGCUGUGGCAGCCACCAUCCUUGUUGUCGCAAACCUGGUGUACUACGCCGAGUUCAACGAGGCCGUGGAGCAGUACAACAAGGAGGCGACCAUCAUCGACCCAGACAACGGCUAUGGCCGCUUUUCGUACUCGUUCUUCCUCAUUGUCGCGGCCGCCGUCGCCAAUUGGGUCUCCAUCCUUUUUAUCGUCUACGAGGUAGUCCUCACCCGCCGCACUCGUGAGUCCCGCAUUGUUCGCAAGCGCAACAGGAUUCUUGCCGACAUCGAGCGGACGAAGGCUCGCAAGGCCGCCGCCGAUGCCCGUGCUCGCGACUCGGGCGGCAAGUCGCCGGAGAUCGGCGCCGUCGCCUCCAAGGAGCUUGACCGCCAGCGACGUCGCGAGGAACGCGCCAAGAAGGCCGAGGCCCGCCGUGCCUCGCGCGUCGCGUUUGUCAUUGAUGAAUCGUCAUCGUCGUCAUCGUAG